Molecule: messenger RNA, 864 nt
Organism: Medioppia subpectinata
Lineage: Eukaryota; Metazoa; Arthropoda; Arachnida; Sarcoptiformes; Oppiidae
Source: the annotation of a GenBank genome assembly
AUGAAAUCAAUAGUAUUUUUGGCAUUAAUUUUGGCGGCUGUUGUAAACGCUAUUCACCAAAACGAUCUAGCUGACUACGAAACAGUGAAAAACUCGCGCAACUUUACGGGCAAGGUGGUUUUGGUGACCGGUUCCAGCUCUGGCAUCGGUGAGGGUAUUGUCAAACUGUUUGCCUAUUUGGGGGCCAAAGUGGUGGUCACCGGACGUAAUGUUUCCCGCAUUCAUACUGUCGCUCAGGAGGCGCAACAACUAUCACCUCUUAAGCUGAAGCCAUUAGAAGUGUCAUCAGAUUUGACAAAAGCGGGUGGAGUGGAGCGUCUAAUCUCGGAGACCAUCAAAGCUUACGGCCGAUUAGAUGUGUUGGUAAACGACGCGGGGCAAUAUCCACAAUCGGACGUACAUGAUAAAAACUUGCUAGAUGAAUGGGAUCAGGUGUUUAACAUCGAUGUCAAAGCGGUCGUACAUAUGGUUCACGAGGCGGUGCCAUACCUGGAGAGGACAAACGGCACUGUCAUUGAUAUAUCGAGUAUCGGUGGUCUCCAUCCGUCGGUGCCAUUCCUGGCCUACAGUUCAGCCAAAGCGGCUGUAAUUAUGAUGACAGAGGUGUUGGCGCUCGAGUUGGGCCCCAAAGGAGUUCGCGUCAAUGCAAUCAGUCCGGGCACAACCAAUGCGCCCAAAAUAGGACUACCGGUGCAAGAGUUGACCGCCAAAUACGCGCCGCUCAGGCGUGUGGGUCAGCCCCUGGACAUUGCGAAGGCGGCCGUGUUUUUGGCCUCAACCGACGCCCAGUAUAUCACUGGCCAUAAUCUGGUGGUCGACGGCGGACAGGGAUAUAACAUACCCAACACUUACGAUGGCUUUUAG